CAACUCCAUUUUUACGUGACAUUUAGCACAAAAACAUCUGCUGCAUUCUACAAUUCUUAAGUUUCCCGCGUUUUAAAAUAUUGUAGCAAUAGCAAUCGCAUUGAAAAAUUGAAAUAGUUUAGUUCAUCAGCGCAAACCAAAUUAAGCGCUUUAUAUUAAUUUUUAAAACUGCUUUUAAUUUGAACAAUCGAUCUCAAAAUGUCGCGACCAGCUAAAACUGCAGUUAGACGAAAGGCAGCAGCUCCCUUAAACAACAAUGAGGAAGGACCCACAAAGAAAAUCCAACGAAUAUUAUUUUCUCUGCCUCUCCCACAAAUUAACACGAUUACUGGGAAAGUACUUGCGUGUGGGCAAGGAGAUAUGGGACAAUUGGGACUUGGAGACGAUGACAAAGACAUGGAGCGCAAAAGACCAGCCCUCGUUCCAAAUCUCACAGAUAUUGUGGAUGUGCGAGCGGGUGGAAUGCACAACUUGUGCUUGGACAAAAACGGACAAGUCUUCUCGUUCGGAUGCAACGACGAGGGCGCGCUUGGUCGAGACAGUUCGGAGGAGGGUUCUGAGUUCUUUCCCAAGAAGGUAGACUUGCCCGGAAAGUGCCUCAAAAUCUCGGCGGGAGACUCGCAUUCAGCUUGUUUAUUGGACGAUGGCAAAGUGUACGCGUGGGGAUCCUUCCGGGAUUCACAUGGAAACAUGGGCCUCACACUUGAAGGCAACAAGCGACUUCCCGUCGAAGUGUUGCCGGGAAUUGUGUCGUGCGAUAUCGCAUCGGGCGCAGACCAUCUAGUCAUCCUCACAUGCAGUGGAAAAGUCUACACGAUGGGAUGUGCAGAACAGGGUCAAUUGGGACGGGUUUCUCUUCGUUCAGCCUCAGGCGAAAGUCGCCGUGGAAAGACAGAACUUCUUCGUCCUGGUCUCGUCAUAACCAAGAGAAAUAAACCCAUAGACGCCAUAUGGGCUGCCACAUAUUGCACAUUCCUCAGAGAAUCCGGAACUUCCAUUAUCUGGGCAUUCGGAUUGAACAACUACAAGCAACUAGGCUACCCGAAGGACGUUUCAGUCAUCAUAAAUCCCAUCAACACACACUUUGAGGAUGUAAAAAUAAUAGCGGGAGGUCAACAUCACACUUUGUUGCUCAAAAACGACGGCUCCUGCUACGCAAUCGGACGCAAGGACUACGGACGUUUGGGGCUUGGAAAUACCCCCGAAGACGUCACAGAGCUACAACUCAUCAAAGCGUUGAGCGACAAAAAGAUCGUGAAUAUUUCGCGCGGAGAGGCCCAAUCAUUCGCAAUCACAGAAGACGGACAACUGUACGCUUGGGGAAUGGGCUCCAGCCUACAACUAGGCACAGGCGAGGAAGACGACGCACUCGUGCCAACGCUUAUCGAAAGCAAACAAACGAAAGACAAGAAGAUCAUCCAAGCGUAUGGCGGAGGACAGCAUAGUAUUUUUUUGGUAGCCGAUGACAGUCCAUCCGCAGAGGUCAAAGAGCCGGCUCCUAAAAAGAACCAGGUAGCGAAGGCAGCUGAGAAAAAGGAAUCAAAGCCGGUAGCAGCGGCGCCAGCAGCAGCAGCAACAACUGUGGAGGAAAAAGAUGAAAGUAAGAUCGUAACAAACGGAGAAGCAAAACCUGUGGAAACAGCUGCACCCGAAGAAGCAUCUGCACCAGCCGCCAAAAAAGGUAGAAAGAAAAAGUAGAAUACUCUCGGGUUAACAUCUUGUUAACUAUCCUGGACUUAACUUCGACUUAAUUUUCUAUUUAUUUAACUUGAAGAUCACACUUUUUUGUCUUUGAUUUCUUUUUUUUUAGUUUAUUUUCCUCAAAUAACUUUCUUGUUAAAAAUGUUCCAAGUAAUAUUGUUUAUGUAUUAAAGAAUUUUGUUUACACCAUUAAAUGUGUAGUUAAAAAAAAGAAAAAUACUGUUGUCUUGGAUCAAAUUGUUUCUUAAAUAAAUAAAAAGAUUUUUCCUAAUAUGAGUUUUAA
Molecule: messenger RNA, 1984 nt
Organism: Eupeodes corollae
Lineage: Eukaryota; Metazoa; Arthropoda; Insecta; Diptera; Syrphidae
Gene: Rcc1
Product: regulator of chromosome condensation
Exons: 2
Coding region: 199-1698 (499 amino acids)
Cellular component (GO): cytoplasm
Molecular function (GO): guanyl-nucleotide exchange factor activity
Source: RefSeq, a predicted model, not a curated record